This is a messenger RNA of Schistocerca gregaria, 1033 nucleotides long. RefSeq names its product cytochrome c oxidase subunit 4 isoform 1, mitochondrial (gene COX4). The transcript has 4 exons. Gene Ontology annotation, biological process: mitochondrial electron transport, cytochrome c to oxygen. Bases 216 to 740 code for a protein of 174 amino acids. The record is from RefSeq and is a predicted model, not a curated record. NCBI's taxonomy places the organism in Eukaryota, Metazoa, Arthropoda, Insecta, Orthoptera, Acrididae.
CUUGGGAUUACAGAUUCCGAACGGUAGGUAAGAAGCUCUGCCGUGUUAAAUAGUGUGGUUGACGUAGUAUUUGCUCUCUUUCGUACCAGUGAAUUAAAACUACAAUUUAUGUAUACGAGGUGAUAAAUUUGGAAAGAACUGUUUCCCCUAUUUUGUGAAGUUUUCAUCAUAUCCCAUAAAGGAGCAAGGUUAGAGCCGGAAAUUGUCUUACUGCGAUGGCAAGUCGUUUGCUAGCAUCUGCCCUUAGGGAAACGCACCUAAUACAGAAAGCUGGAGUAGCGUCCUAUAGAGCAAAAAUUGGGAACCGAGAAAUUGUAGGAUAUGGGUUUAAUGGCCAGCCAAGUUAUAUGGACCGAACCGACUUCCCAAUGCCAGCCAUACGAUUCAAGGAGACAACACCAGAUAUUGAGGCUCUGCGACAGAAGGAAAAGGGUGACUGGAGGAAAUUAAGUAUUGAAGAGAAAAAAGCUCUCUACAGGGCAAGCUUUUGUCAAACAUUUGCAGAAAUGCAAGCACCUACAGGAGAGUGGAAAUCUAUUAUUGGAUUUACUCUCAUUGGCGUCUCCCUUUCAUUGUGGAUUUACAUGGCAAUGAAACUAUGGGUGUACAAGCCUCUGCCGUCAACAUUUACUGAGGAGCGCCGGGAAGCCCAGCUCAGGAGAAUGAUUAACUUGCAAGUGAAUCCUGUUGAAGGUCUGGCUUCCAAGUGGGAUUAUGAAAAGAAUGACUGGAAGAAAUGAACAUUUUGAUUGUUAUUAGCUUCUGUCAUGUAGUGUAAAGAUAUGGACGGAUUCCCUUGAAAUUCAAUGUAUAGUAAGCCAGAGUGGAGAAUUAUAACAAAUGUUCCACACGGGUGAUAUUUUAUUUGUGUACACAAAUAUUACUUUAAAGAUGCAAAUUAAUACAGUAUGUCUGCUGGACAAAUGUUGAAUAUUUUGUGUCUGCUGAGAUUGAUUGUUGCAUGAUUUGAAUUAGUAUUAAAAUCAGCUGUUCCUAUAAAAAAUUAGGCAAUAAAAUUGUUUUAAUCACUGGA